AUGGAUUUCAAGAACAUGCAGUCGCCCUCGUUCGACCUCGCGAGUGGCCGUGGGGGUGACAUGAUCCCUCUGCAACCAAUGUCUGCCAUAUCCGCUGUGCGCGACGCCGAAACUUCAGUCGUCGAGAUCUGCGCAGGCCAACCUCUCUACAACGCCGAGAUCUACGGCAGCCUUCGAACUGGUGGCGCGGUCAAGUUCUUCUCCAAAUACUGCCUCGGACUCGUAGCUGCAACGUUCUCGUCGACAUUUACGGUCGAGUGCCUCAACAGCGCGGUCCAACCUCUACUCAAGCAGCAUUUCGGCCUCAACCCGGCUCAACUGGCUGCUUCUCAGCGUCUCACGUCGAUGCCCUUGGUGCUGAGUUUCCUGUUCGGAUUAUUGACCGACUGCUACCCGAUCAUGGGGCUGCGACGCAAGGCGUACACGCUCCUCGGUUUAGCUACAACCGUCGUGAGCAUUUGGGUUCUAGCUGGGUUUAACGCCUACAUGAACACACUAGCACAAGGGGCUGCUGGUACUGGGCUCGCCUUCAUCGUGAUCUCGUUCGCGUCGCUUGCUAUCCUCGGGAACAUCGUGUCGUACGUGAGCAUCCACACGCGCGUGAUCGAGCUGGCUCAGCGAGAGCCUUUGGGGCUUCGCGGAUCAAUCCUGGCGACAUAUUUGAUCUUCCGGUGCGCGGUGUACAUUGUCACGGACGCGUGCGUCUUCGCGGUGCAAAGCUCGGGGGCAACGGCCACGACAGCUUUCGUGGUAUAUGGCUUCAUCAUCGCCCUGCCGCUUCCUAUCAUCUACAAGUUUUGGGAGGAGAAGUACUACUCGCUGUCGACGACCGUGAAGACGCGAGGGCAGAUCCUGUGGAAGAUCAUGCAGCAGAAGGCCGUGUGGAGCGUGCUGGUGUUCCUGUGCUUCUUCACGCUCUUCAACCAGAUCACGUUCAGCGGUCCGGCCAUGGUCAUCACCACGUGGGCCGGAGCGAAAGAAGACAGUAUUUUCUUGCAGCAGCUCAAUUACUACGGCGCGACAAUAGUGACGAUGCUGGUGUGGCGCUAUUACUUCAUGAACCGCCCGUGGCGCAGCUUCUUCGCCGCUUGCCCGGGAUUUCUCAUCGUUCCUCAGCUGAUCGUGGCAAUUCUCGUAAGCCAAGAUAUUCUCCGAGACCGGAUAUUCUAUCGAAUCAUGACGCUCUUCGGAAGUGUUGCGGCCGCUAUCGGCUGGCUCGGUAGCGUUGUUCCGUUGACGGAGAUCAUCCAGGAAGGCUCGGAAGGUGCCAUGGUCGGUCUCACGCUGUCGCUCUACUUCCUGGUCGGCAUCUUCGUGCAAACCAACUCGGUCGGUCUGUUUAGCGGAACCAACUUCUACGACGUCGCCGCUGUCGCAGCCGAUACUCCUGAGGCGCGUGGGGACGUUCUCAAGGCGCUCAUGCUCAACUACGGCAUCAACGCGUUGGCGUUCUUCGGCCUCAUCUUUUUACCGCGUCAGAAGCUUGACACGCAGCAGCUCCGCAGCUACGGCGGGUACACCAAGUGCGCCAGCGCUGCCAUCGUCACCUUCUCUGCGAUCCUGUUCUUGUACUCGAUUGCGGUUUCCAUCAUGACGUUCAUCCCGGGGACUGCUUGCAUUCGUAUCACCGGUGGCUCUGGCUGCUAA
Molecule: messenger RNA, 1647 nt
Organism: Phytophthora sojae
Lineage: Eukaryota; Oomycota; Peronosporomycetes; Peronosporales; Peronosporaceae
Exons: 1
Coding region: 1-1647 (548 amino acids)
Source: RefSeq, a predicted model, not a curated record